AUGACAUUUGAGCCAUCCCCUCGUGCCAACUACGAAGAGGCCGUGUUUGUGGGCAACCUCCUCUACCGACUCAAGACCCCAGCCGUGGUGGUCCAGGCAGUCGACGAAGAAGACGUCCGGGCCACCAUUCAGUUUGCACACCAGCAAGGAAUGCAACUGACCGUCCGCAGCGGGGGCCACUCUAACGCUGCCUACUGUAUGAACCAGGGUGGUAUUGUUCUGGACAUGCGCUCUAUGAACUCCGUCUCGGUUAAUAAAGAAGAUAUGGAGAUCUCAAUUGCAGGCGGGGCAAUCUGGCGCGAUGUUUACAAUCCACUGCACAGUCAAAGCAAGCGCCUCAUGGUGAUGGGCGGCCAAUGCCCAACAGUGGGAGUGCCUGGGUUUUUGAUGGGUGGGGGUCUCAGCCCGCUCUCGCGAAGCCAUGGACUAGGCAUUGACAGCCUGCUGGAAGCCACAGUCAUCACAGCAACGGGUGAAAAGUUGACGGUGUCUCAUCGGGAUACCGAUGACAGAGGCGACCUCUUCUGGGCCCUUCGUGGUGGUGGAGGGGGCAAUUUUGGUGUUGUAACCCACUUCAGGCUCAAGCUGCACAAACUCAAUGAUGCUGAAGGCAAAGUGGUAUGCGGGAGUCUCGGCUGGAAGAUUCCCCAGAAAGAGGACAAGUUUAGGGAUAUGAUGGAAAAGUUCAAUACCAUUAGUUGGCCCGCGGAGGUAUGCGCCGAUGCACUCUGGCGGUACGACGAGCACAACCAGCUGUGGGGGGAGUUGACCAUUAUCUACAACGGUCGAUUUCCGGCAUUCAAGCAGGACAUUGCGCCAUUGAUGCAGUUCGACGCGGACAAGAACGAUUUCAACGAGAUGCAUCUGUACGAAUGGGAAGUCCAGGAUGAAGCGUUCAGCGUGUUCUCCAAGAUCUACAACCACCAUGCAUCCUUCAUUUUCCCGGAAGGUGCCAUCACCCCCGAGGUGUCAGAUUACAUGACGCACUGGAUGAAGCGUGUCAGAGCCGAAGAACCAGACAAGAACAAAUGCGGCUGUCACAUCCCCUGGGAUCACAUUGGAGCCAAGACGACCCACGCCAGAUCAGACGAGACAGCCUUCCCCUGGCGGGAUGGCGCCUAUGUGUGUUCCUUCAAAGUCAGCUGGACAAACACCGACCUCCAUAAAACCAUGUUCAACUUUAUCGAAGAGGCCAAGAUACGAAUGGCCCCUCACGCCGUUGGUGGCGUGGCGGCGUAUGUCAACUACAUCGACAGCACCCUGGACACCUGGCGGGAGUCGUACUACGGAGACAACUAUACUCGCCUCCAAAGCAUCAAUAAACCCUGUGACCUGCAAUUUUAA
This is a messenger RNA of Aspergillus wentii DTO 134E9, 1344 nucleotides long. RefSeq lists its product as uncharacterized. Gene Ontology annotation, molecular function: FAD binding; oxidoreductase activity. Bases 1 to 1344 code for a protein of 447 amino acids. NCBI's taxonomy places the organism in Eukaryota, Fungi, Ascomycota, Eurotiomycetes, Eurotiales, Aspergillaceae. The transcript has 3 exons. The record is from RefSeq and is a predicted model, not a curated record.